This is a messenger RNA of Trichobilharzia szidati, 3690 nucleotides long. NCBI's taxonomy places the organism in Eukaryota, Metazoa, Platyhelminthes, Trematoda, Strigeidida, Schistosomatidae. The record is from the annotation of a GenBank genome assembly.
UUCUUAUGCUUGUGAACAAUUUUUACUCAUAAAAUUCUCUCACAAACAUGAUAACAUGUUAGUUUCGCUUCAGUUAACGAUAUAUAUGAACAGGAUAUUUACCUUGACAAUUUUUAUGUUAAUAAUCAUUAUCCAAGAAACAGUACCGAUUUCGGUGAACAAAAGCAGUUAUGUGAAAGUCUCAUUAUGUAAUAUUACCAGGAUAAAUAAUAAUUUGAACAAAUCAGAAAAAGUUAACAUUCGUGUCAGACGCCAAGUUGACCCUUCCAUCCCAAUAGUAACUUCAAAUAAUUUGAUAUAUUCGGCUGAACUGCGAAUUAUUGCUAGUGCAGUAUGCAAGUCACAGUGUUUGCAAAGAUGUUCGGAGAAAUUAAUUAAGGACUCUACUACAGACAAUAUGAUUGAAGAGAUCGUGAAAACGUUGACGAUAUUUCCUACUCAGCUUCGAGAUAAAUGCAGUCAACUGUCCCCUGGAUUUUUGUAUUAUGAUGAAUGUGAACAAGCCUGCGAUUCUGAUCGUUUUUAUAGUGACUGUAUUAAAAUGUGCGAGUCUGGCGAUUCACCUGGUGGUUGGUCGUGUCUUACUGGCUGUCGAGCUUUGGAUGCAGCUUUGAAGAAGCGUUCUGGUGAUUGUCCUGAACAAAUCGGACUGGCUAUUCAUCGUAUUCCGGAUUUAAUUUCUGACAAGCAGGGAGGUGAAGCCUUUCCUUCACAACAGCCUUCUCUUUUCCCGGGAAAAAGUAUUUCAUUGGAUCAAAGUAACAUGGAUUUGAGAUCUAAAUUAUCAGACAAUUCUUGGUAUGAACGUCAUGGUAGUAGUCUGAAUGAAAUAAGCAGCUGUACAGUUGACGCAGAGUGUCCACAAAAGCAAGACAAAUGUUGUCAGUCAAAGUGCAAGCCAGCGGUGAUGAACAAAGCUAUUCUGCCACCGAUCCCCACCGUACGUAUCUUAGAAGAAAAACAUCCUCCAUCGUUUUUCGUUUCAUGGGAUAGUGGCGAAAAUGCGGCGAACAGCUCCAGUUCUCCAGUGGUUUACGUUUUACAAGUCAAAUCUUAUUUUGGUCCAGAGUUCGAUAAUCGAAUGUCCAGUCCUUGGAAAACACUAGUGAUGUCAACUUUGAAAGGCGCUCAGUUAAGUGAUCCAGCUGUUGGUUGGUGGUACCAGUUCCAGGUAGCAGCAGUCAACCAGUGGGGUUCACUUGGUUUUGAUGUCCCUUCCCCUCCUGUUCAGCUGACAACAUUGCAACCUAGUCCUCCAUCACCUCCAAGAGAUUUAAGUGAUGAACUUCUAACAUUACAAGCUAAUGGGAAAAUAAAACUGCAGAUACAUUGGAGUAGUCCAGCAAAAACAAUAUUGCCAGUUACAGAAUACAGAGUUUCGUGGGGUCCUGAUUUGGCAAAUAUAGGAAAUAAUCAUGAAUUCACUGAGAAACCCACUCAAUUUGUACAUACUCUUCCAUCCUCUCAGACAAGUUAUCAACUGACAAAUCUCUAUCCAGGAUUACUUUACCGGAUCCAGGUGAUAGCGAUGAGUGAAUGGGGUUCAACACAGCUUAGAUCACAGCCAAACACUUUGUUCAUUCAUACUCCGUCUGUGGACUCAAUUCAGGAUGAAGGAGAUGUUGCUUUAAAUACCUAUCUUAAGAAUUUUGAUUCGAAUACUCCUCAAUAUCAAAAGGGCAUGAAAUAUUCGAAUGCUUUCAGCGGGAUCUCUGCAAAAGAAAACUCUGGUUAUAUUUCAAGUAAGCAUUAUGUUAUAUUUGUAGCUAGGUGUUUAUUUUUUGAUGAUAGGUAAAAUCAUAUCACGCAAUUUCCACUGCUGAAGUAGCAAUUACAUGAAAUGUUUUAAUUUCAGACUUCUUAGUCUUCAAAAUGAAGUUGUGGAAAAAACCGUUUGACGAGGAAUCCGAUAAUUACUACGGAUUUUUGUAGUUUUCGAGAUAACUUUGUUUUCAAUAUAUGGAUAUGAGUUGACUAGAUUUUUUGAAAAAAUGAGUUAAAGUUAAUUUGACUGUCUUUUUUGUGUUCAGUACGAACUAAUCUUACCUUAUGCAUGCUCUCCGUUAUACUGAAAUUGGUUACCUUCAUUCUUACUCUUCUUGUUUCAAAAUAACUGGCGAUGCGCUUUCGCCAGAUUUCACCUAAGUAUUAUGGCCGGCACCCUGAAGUAUCUAAUGGCCUCCUCCAUAUUUUUCUGAAUUGACCGACGGGAAGAGUGUCUGAUUUCGACAGAAUACAAUUAUAACUACUGUUAGACUGGUAGAAUGUUUAAUAAAUGUUUAAAUUAUACCUCUUCAGAUGAAAGUUGCGUUUACUUACCAAUGUAAAAUAGAACUUCAGCACAUUGAUGGUAAAUCAACAUAAGAGCCAUUCUCGUUACAUUUGCUCUUCAAAAUCAAGUGUAAUGUAUUUAUAAUAUACCUGAAAUUAAUUCUUUAUUUGUAUCAGAAUUAGUAUGUGGGAUUUUAACCGACGAAAAUAAUUUCCUUAAUUUCUAAACUUGGCAAUGAAAUUUUUUGUAGGACUCAGUAUAAAAAUGAAUAAUUCACUUUUUUCUAGAUUCGGGCCAGCAGGAAGCAGCAUUCGUUUGCAAUGGAACUAGUAAGAGUUUGGUUUUCAAAGGUCCAUUUUCACAAGAAUCACUAGGACCUUUAAGUUCUGUGACGACUGAGUUAUCAAUUAAAACAGAUACCGCUGUUUUCGAUGGACGUGACCUAACGGCUGAACUUUCAAUAUUUGAAAAUGAAGUCUUACGUGGUCCUACGAUGGAAUUGCAUCAACAGUCAGUGAGUCCUCGCCCAAUUCUUGUCCGAUGGACACCUCAAGUUUGCAUCGAAACUGUUAUUGUGACAGGUAGUAACUUGGAUGAGGCAAAUUCUUUUCAGUCGGAAACAUUAAUUGCCAAUAACCUUGAACAGUUCACCAAACCAUCGUACAUACACGUAGAAAAAGAAAAUGGACGUAAAGAAUCCCUUAGAUCAAGUGAAAAAUAUGUUCUACUGAAUCCCGUCAAACAAGGAGUUGAUAAUUAUGCAGAUGAUUCAAAGCAAACGAGAUCAAUCUUAAGACAUGCAACACUUAAGUUAACAAAUUUAUACUUCAACUGCAGAUAUUUAGUAGAACUGUUAUCUGAUAAAGAAGAUCAAUCCAAACGACCUGAUCAAAUCUUUCAGUCAGCUUACACAUCAAAGUAUAAUGUAGAAUUGUCGGCUUGGUUGUGCACACCGUCUUGUUCUACAGUGAAAUUAGCUUCAUGGAUUAAAAAGCCAAACUGUCCUGGCACAACACAAGGUUGGUUUAAUCUUAUCACCGUUUAUCUCUUACUUAGUUGUUUGAUGGUUAAUAAGGUAAAGUGAGUAAAGCAUAUGAGUAAAGAUUUGCUCAAGAACAAACAUCAUAUUAAAAGAGCAGUGGAAAUCAGGGAAAAGUGCAUUCCCCCUUAAACAGAAGUUAGUAAGGGCAUAUAUAAAAUCUGAGAAUGUAAAUGAGAGUUGAAUACAGUACUUUGAAGAAAAAAACCAGCAAAUCAAAUGAUUUAUACAUGUUAAUUUACUCAUGUGGAAAAGCUCCUAAAUAUAACUUUCGACCCAUCGUUGCAACUGGAGUAGAAUCACACACUUCAUGUCUGUAAUUGGAUUAUUAUUUCUCAAAUGACUUUUUCUAUUGUUAACUGCAUCUAUUUUUUUGAAA